This is a messenger RNA of Gadus morhua (Atlantic cod), 3375 nucleotides long. RefSeq names its product ferric-chelate reductase 1b (gene frrs1b). Gene Ontology annotation, cellular component: membrane. Lineage: Eukaryota; Metazoa; Chordata; Actinopteri; Gadiformes; Gadidae. The coding region runs from base 582 to 2399 and encodes 605 amino acids. The record is from RefSeq and is a predicted model, not a curated record. The transcript has 17 exons.
ACCAAUAGCUGAUCUCAAGGCAUCAAACGCGCGGUGUUCUUGUGGAGAUAAAAUAACACGUUGUUGUCCAACACGGACAACAACUAGCGGAAGUGAACUUCUAAUUCAUUCGAUUCAUUUAAUAAGAUUUAUUUAAUCAGAUUUAAAGGAAUUGUCUUACUUAUUUAAAAUCGUUUUUUUUUUUAAAAGCAGUUACAUAUUUGUUUUUUAUCUAACCGUAAAUGUAGUUCUUUAAGUGUAUUUUUCAUCAUUCUUUCCCUAAACUGUUUUUUAAGCAUAUCGGAUAAUUGUUAAAUUCAAUUUUUGUAACUUAAAAAUGUAAACAAUAAAUAAAAAAUACAUAAUAUGGAUAUGUACACAGUCCACAUGUAGCAGCAUUGCCCCCUGGUGGAAGACCAUGGACUCGGCGGCGACGCGACGUUCUCAGUGGGUCAGUAGGAGGUCGCAGCGGGUCGAGAAGCACUGAGGCUGAGCGGACCUGAAGAGCUUCAGGAAGUACAGGCGAGGAUCGGACCUUCAGCUCUGAAUGUAUUAAAAUCACAGCCUCGUGAAGAUCAUUCGUAAAAGCCCCAAAUUUCGUCAUGCCGGAAUCAAAGAAUCGGUCCUCCCAUCCUGUCUCCGUGCUCCAGGUCACGAAGUGGGCGUGCCUGUGGCUCCUGGCCUGGUGGGCGGGCCCCGCCCUGGGCUACAGGAACGGGCGGGUCCAGGUGGUGUGCGGGAGCAUGGAGCCGCUUCACGGCCACAGCCCUAGCCCCGACCCCGCCCCGUACCGCCUCACCGUGGACGGGUCCACGGUCAAGCCCGGAGACCGCGUCACCGUGACGCUGCUGGCCAGCGACAGCUCCUCCCCGUUCAAAGGCUUCCUCCUGGAGGCCCGUGAUGCCGCGGCCCCCAACUCCACCGUGGCCUUGGGGUCCUUCAGCCUGCUGCAGCCCGGCGUCUCCCAGCUGCUGGGCUGCGGGGGCCGACAGGCGUCUGGUGUGAGUCACACCAGUGACUCAAAAAAACAUCAAGUGCAGGCGGUGUGGACCUGCCCCAAGGACUCGCCCCCCACCGUCCAGUUCUUCGCUACGGUGGUCCAGAAGAAGAAGCUGUACUGGGUCCAGGUACCGGGCCCGGUGGUGGCCGUUACCGGGGCUGCUUCAACCACAGCUGGGGUCCUCACCCCCCCCGCCACGGCCGCCGGCCUUCCCGCUGCGUUCAGCUCAGAGGGCUGUGGACACAACAAGUCCUGCCUCAGGGAGCCAGCGGGCUGCCGUCCAGAGAACGACCGGGACUGCUUCUUCCUGUCCUUCCGCCCGGACGCCAUCGGGGGCAGCGCGCUGUUCGAGCUCAGCGGCCCGGCGGAGGGAUACGUGGCGCUGGGCCUCUCGCUGGACACCUGGAUGGGCAACGAUGACGUCUACUUGUGCAUUCAAGACCAAGGCCGAGUCCACAUCCAGGCCGCCUCCGUCUCCGGACGGACCCGCCCUGAGCCGGCUCCUGAGGGGACCCUGCGGGACCAGGUCGGGGCCAUGACCGACGGGGUCAUCCAGUGCCGUUUCCGUAGAGACGUCCGCAUCCCUCAGACGGACCAGAGGUUUGACCUGGACCAGAGCUACUUCCUGUUCCUGGCCCACGGCAGAUAUGAAAACGGCUACACUAGGAGGCACCACAGACAGCCUCUGAUCUCCAGUGUCAGAGCGCUGGUCGUUGGACCCCCUGUCGACCUCUCUGGCUCCCGCUCUCCGCUGAUCAUCAAGCUCCACGGGGUCAUUAUGCUGGCAGCUUGGAUGUGGGUCGUCAGCACGGGCGUCCUCUUCGCCCGACACUUCAGACACGUGUGGCCAGACGUUCUGCUGAGAGGAGGCAAGGUGUGGUUCCAGGUACACCGAGGCCUGAUGCUGCUGGCAGUCAGCCUCAUCAGUGUGGCCUUCACCCUUCCGUUCCUGUACCGAGGAGGCUGGAGCAAACGUGCAGGCUACCAUCCAUACAUGGGCUGUGCUGUCCUGGGCCUCUGCAUCGUCCAGCCAAUCAUAGCCCUGUUCAGACCUGCUCCCCUGUCCCCCAGGAGGCGUCUCUUCAACCUGGUUCAUCGCUCAGCAGGCCGCUGGCUGCAGAUGCAGGCUGUGGUGUGUGUUUACCUGGGCUUCCGGCAGCAGGCCUGCUGCUGCAGGGCCCCCAGGCCACAGGGGCCCUGGUUGGCUGGGGGCUCUGGAUCAUGCUGGCUGAACUCGGGCUGCACUUCCACUCCAUCUCCCGGCCAGGGCAAACCAAGUCGUUCAGCAACAUGGCCACAUGGUUUUCAUCUGCUGGGAACACUGGGAACACUGGUAACACUGGGGACAAUGACGACCUCCCCCUCGUCACACUGGAGGACCCAAGCCCACCACCGGCGUACGUGUUUGAGAAGACGCUGAUGCUUGUGCACCAGCUGGGAAACAUCUCGUUCUUCUGGGUCCUGGUGAACGCUGUAGCGAAGGUUUAGCUCUGCUACCUCUGGUCCUGGUGAACGCUGUAGCGAAGGUUGAGCUCUGGUUCCUCUGGUCCUGUGAACGCUGUAGCGAAGGUUUAGCUCUGGUUCCUCUGGUCCUGGUGAACGCUGUAGCGAAGGUUUAGCUCUGGUUCCUCUGGUCCUGGUGAACACUGUAGUGAAGGUCUAGCUCUGGUUCCUCUGGUCCUGGUGAACGCUAUAGCGAAGGUUGAGCUCUGGUUCCUCUGGUCCUGGUGAACGCUGUAGCGAAGGUUUAGCUCUGGUUCCUCUGGUCCUGGUGAACGCUGUACGCGAAGGUUUAGCUCUGGUUCCUCUGGUCCUGGUGAACACUGUAGUGAAGGUUGAGCUCUGGUUCCUCUGGUCCUGGUGAACGCUGUAGCGAAGGUUGAGCUCUGGUUCCUCUGGUCUGGUGAACGCUGUAGCGAAGGUUUGCUCUGGUUCCCUGGUCCUGGUGAACACUGUAGUGAAGGUCUAGCUCUGGUUCCUCGGUCCUGGUGAACACUGUAGUGAAGGUCUAGCUCUGGUUCCUCUGGUCCUGUUGAACACUGUAUGAAGGUUUAGCUCUGCUCAGCCUCACACAGAACAGGCUUUAUUAAUGGAAAGGAAUUUUAACUAUGCAUUUAUUGAAAGGUACUUUAAUGUGUUUUAGUGGACAGAGAUUGUGUAGGUGCGUCAUAAGUACACAAUUAUUGUAAGUAUUGGAGUUAUACUAAUGCUCAUAAAUCCUUACAUAUUUGUGAUACUCAUUGUGAAACAUUUGUGAUAUGGGUGUAUGUGUUUUAAACAAUUUAUAACAAAAUUCAUCAUCACCUAAAAUAUGAUGAACUAUUCCAUGCUCAUCUAUUUCCUUCUGAACACAAACAAAACCUUUAUAAUUAAUAAACACAAAAGGCAGAUCUUGA